Rasamsonia emersonii CBS 393.64 is the source of this 1563-nucleotide messenger RNA. Its product is annotated as UBX domain protein. The record is from RefSeq and is a predicted model, not a curated record. Lineage: Eukaryota; Fungi; Ascomycota; Eurotiomycetes; Eurotiales; Trichocomaceae. Gene Ontology annotation, cellular component: endoplasmic reticulum. The coding region runs from base 1 to 1563 and encodes 520 amino acids. The transcript is spliced from 2 exons. Gene Ontology annotation, molecular function: ubiquitin binding.
AUGUCCUCUGCAGACGAAGUCGAUAUUGGGCGGCUCUCUGAGAGCGAGCGGGAGGCCCUGCAGACCUACACGACCGUCACGGGCCAGGAGCCUGCCGCUGCUAUUCCCUUGUUGCGCCGUUCACAAUGGAAUGUCCAGAUCGCCAUUUCCAAGUUCUAUGACGGUGAAGGCCCCGACCCUGUCGAGGAGGCUCGUGCCGCGCUCAAUUCGCCGCCACGGCCGACUCGCCGGACACAGAACCUGAUGUACGAUGAUGACCUUCCUCCACGGUCAUCUGCGACGUCCGCUCGGGCUGCUGGGCUGGAGCCCGCUCCGCGCAUUGUCACCCAGCCAGAGGGCCAACCGUCCUCCCGGCCGCCGUUUCUGCUCGCCCUUCUCUUCACCCCGUUCAAUCUCCUGUAUCGACUGCUCUACAGCUCAUUCCGCCUUUUCGGGACAUUGUUCCCAUUCCUUCCACGAUUCUUCAAUGUGACUGCGAAUCCCGCGCUACAGGGGGUGCAGCGAAAUACGAGUGGACGCAGGCCGCUGGGACCGAAGGAUACGGCAGCGCGGUUUAUCCGGGAGUUUGAGGAGGAGUUCGGCAGUCAUUCGCUGCCCUUCCUCGAGAAUGGAUACAAUAUGGCACUGGAAAAAGCCCAUCGAGACUUGAAAUUCUUGCUCGUGGUGCUCUUGUCGCCGGAGCACGACGAUACCAGCUCGUGGGUUAGGGAAACGUUGCUGUCUCGAGAGGUGACGGAGUUCAUCAACGACUCCAGAAAUGAGCUCCUCCUGUGGGGAGGAAAUGUCCAGGACUCGGAAGCGUAUCAGGUGGCCAAUUCGCUCCGCUGCACCAAAUUCCCAUUUGCAUCGGUGAUUGUGCACACUCCCAACGUCAGCUCCACCGCCAUGUCCACCAUUGCCCGAAUCGCAGGCAACACGUCUCCAUCGGAGUUUGUGUCGAAGCUACGGACAGCCAUCAACCAGAACAAGGAGCCUCUCGAUCGAGUCCGUGCACGACGGGCGGAACAGCAGGCCUCUCGGACGCUCCGGGAGGAGCAGGACUCGGCCUACCAACGGUCUUUGGCCCAGGACCGGGAACGGGCACGGCAACGACGGGAGGCCGAAGAGGCCCGUCAGCGGGCGGAGCAGGAGGAGGCCGCCCGCAAAGCCGCGGAGGAGAAAUACGCGCGAGAUCUGCAGCAGUGGAAAGAGUGGCGGGCACAAUCGCUACCGCCCGAGCCGGGGCCAGAUGUGAAGGAUGCGAUCCGAAUCUGCAUUCGAAUGCCCUCGGGCGAGCGAGUCAUCCGCCGGUUCGCCGCGGACGCCGACCUGGAGGAGGUCUACGCGUUUGUGGAGUGCUACGAUGUGCUGCAAGCGGGUCAGCCGUCAGGCUCGACCGUGUCCGAGCCGGAAGGAUUUGACCAUAAAUAUGGCUUCCGGCUGGUAUCGCCGAUGCCGAGGACGGUCUACGAGGUGGAAUCGGGGGGCUCUGUCCGGGAGCGCAUCGGACGGGGCGGUAACCUCUUGGUGGAGACGAUUGAAGACGACGAAGAAGACGAAGAGGAGGGCGAUACACAGUCGUAG